Messenger RNA from Aureobasidium melanogenum CBS 110374, 1464 nucleotides. Its product is annotated as putative chitin deacetylase. The transcript has 4 exons. Lineage: Eukaryota; Fungi; Ascomycota; Dothideomycetes; Dothideales; Saccotheciaceae. Gene Ontology annotation, molecular function: hydrolase activity, acting on carbon-nitrogen (but not peptide) bonds; chitin binding. Gene Ontology annotation, biological process: carbohydrate metabolic process. The annotation marks the transcript as partial. The record is from RefSeq and is a predicted model, not a curated record.
UCCCUCAUCGAAGCUCACGGUGAUAUUCCUGGAGCACCCAAAGUUUUUGGAAGGAGAUCUACCCUGAAUGGGGUUAGACGAGCACGUACUGUACCCAGCACUUUCCAGCCAGCCAUCUCUGAAGUCCAUGACAAGCGUCAGGCUUCUACCAAUACCGAUGGACAAUGUGGACCAGGCUUUGGUUCUUGUGCUGCCGGUUACUGCUGUUCAGAAGCUGGCUGGUGUGGUAAGGGCACUGAUUACUGUGCUGCCCCUGGAUGUCAAUUCAACUAUGGCCCCGCGUGUGACGACAAUACCAUUCCACCUGGCAGCAGCACCUCUUCGGUUGCAAGACCCAAAGUCGGAAAUGUCCCAUAUGGUGGAGCUGGCAUCUACGAUUGCACAGUGGCUGGAACCAUUGCCAUCACUUAUGAUGAUGGGCCUUAUAUCUAUACUGAUCAUGUCCUGGAUGUCUUGAAGCAAUACAAUGCCAAAGCCACAUUCUUCAUCACCGGCAACAACAAUGGCAAGGGAGAGAUUGAUAAUGCCGCUUUCCCUUGGGCUGCGACAAUCAAACGAGCAUACAAUGAAGGACAUCAAAUUGCAUCUCACACUUGGACACACCCCCAUCUGUCCAACCUUACCAGUGCUCAGAGAAAGCAAAACAUGUACAGCAAUGAGAUGGCACUGCGCAACAUUUUGGGCUUCUUCCCUACUUACAUGAGGCCUCCCUACUCUGACUGCACCGCAGAGUCUGGAUGCGAGCAGGAUAUGGCUGACCUAGGUUAUCAUGUCACCUACUUUGAUGUCGAUACAGAUGAUUAUGAUAACGAUUCUCCCACACUUAUCCAAAACGCAAAGAACAACUUCGAUGCAGGAAUUGCAGGAGGAAACCCAGCCACCGACGAUUACCUUGUUAUUGGACACGAUAUUCACAACCAGACUGCCAACAAUUUGACUGCCUACAUGCUGCAAAGAGUUCUGGCACUUGGUUACAAACCUGUUACCGUUGGCGAGUGUCUUGGAGACCCUGAAGCAAACUGGUAUCGCAGUUCUUCUGGAAAUGUCUUCACUUCUUCCACUUCAGCCGUGACUUCAGCCACUUCGACUUCUGCAACUAUUGCUCCCACAGCAACCUCGAACAGUGGACAGUGUGGCGGAGGCACCGGGUUUAUGUGCACUGGAUCUGAGUUUGGAGAUUGUUGCUCGCAGGCUGGAUGGUGCGGCUCUGGAACUCUUUACUGCGGUGAAGGCUGUCAAGCUGCCUUUGGUCAAUGCGGCAUCAAUGUUCCUCAGAGCAGUAGUACCACCUCAACUGCCCCACCAGCUCAGCCAACAAAAGUUUCAACUGAUGCAACUUGUGGAGGAACGAGCGGUAUGACCUGUCAGGGCUCCGUCUUUGGUAACUGCUGCUCGCCUGCUGGAUGGUGCGGAAGUACUGCUGCUUACUGUGGCGAUGGCUGUCAAUCGGGCUUCGGCUCUUGU